AUGUCCAACCGAAGCACCGUGACCGAGUUCCUGCUCCUGGGGUUCUCAGACAUCUGGGAGCUGCAGAUUUUGCACUUUGUGGUGUUCCUGGUAAUUUACCUGGCAGCCCUAAUGGGGAACCUUCUCAUCAUCUCAGCCAUUGUCCUCAACCAUCAUCUUCACACCCCCAUGUACUUCUUCCUUAUGAACCUGUCCGUCCUGGACCUCAGCUCCAUCUCCGUCACUGUCCCCAAAUCCAUGGCCAACUCUCUCCUGAACACAAGGAUGAUUUCCUAUGCUGGAUGUGUUGCCCAAGUCUUUCUCUUUUUAGUCUUUACUUCAACUGAUUUUGCCUUGCUCACCGUCAUGGCCUAUGACCGACAUGUCGCCAUCUGCUACCCGCUGCACUACGAGAGAGUGAUGAACAGAAGAGCUUGUGUCCACAUGGCCGCUGGUGCCUCGAUUGCUGGUAUCGCCUACUCUGCCCUGCACACUGGGAGCACCUUCACGUUACCCUUCUGCCAGUCCAACGUCGUCAACCAGUUCUUCUGUGAAAUCCCCCAGCUCCUCAAACUGGCCUGCUCCGACUCCUACCGCAGUGAAAUUGGGGUAAUUUCCUGUGGUGUGUUUUUAGCUGUGGAUUGCUUUGUUUUUAUGUUUGUGUCGUAUGUUCAGAUCUUCAGAGCGGUGCUGAGAAUCCCCUCGGAGCAGGGCCGGCACAAAGCCUUCUCCACCUGCCUCCCCCACCUCGCUGUGGUCUCCUUGUUAUUUUUCACAGCUGUGUUUGCCUACCUGAAACCCCCCUCUAGUUCAGCACCUAAUCUCAACCUCUUGGUUGGUGUUCUCUACGCCGUGGUGCCCGCCAUGCUGAAUCCGGUCAUCUACAGCCUGAGGAACAAGGAGCUCAAAGCUGCCCUGAAGAAACUGAUGGGGUGGAGGUUAAUCUCCAAGAAGUGA
Pelodiscus sinensis (Chinese soft-shelled turtle) is the source of this 936-nucleotide messenger RNA. RefSeq names its product olfactory receptor 14C36-like. Gene Ontology annotation, biological process: G protein-coupled receptor signaling pathway. Gene Ontology annotation, cellular component: membrane. The record is from RefSeq and is a predicted model, not a curated record. Lineage: Eukaryota; Metazoa; Chordata; Testudines; Trionychidae. Gene Ontology annotation, molecular function: G protein-coupled receptor activity; olfactory receptor activity.